UCGGGCUCUGUGCUGACAGCUCAGAGCCUGGAGCCUGCUUCAGAUUCUGUGUCUCCCUCUCUCUCUGCCACUCCUCCACUCACGUUCUGUCUCUCUCUGUCUCUCAAAAAUAGAUAAACGUUUAAAAAAUUAAAAAAAAAAAAAGAAUGGAUGCUCAAGAUAGGUGAUUGGGAAUCCUAGACCCUAUUCUGUAGGAUUCCAUUUUGGUUGUGUUAUAAAAUGGAUUUUUUUUUUAAUAUAGUUGACACACAUAAUAUGGAUUUUUAAAGGUUUUUUUUAAGGUUUUUAUUUAAAUUCCAGUUAGUUAACAUACAGUGUAAUAUUAGUUUCAGUUAAAGAAUUUACUAAUUUAACACUUACCUACAAUACCUGGUGCUCAUCACAGGUGGGUGCCUUAAUCCCCAUCAUCACCCAUUCCCGCCCCUCACUUCCCUUCUGGCAACCCUCAGUUUGUUCCCUAUAGUUAAGAGUCUGUUUCUUGGUUUGUCUCUCUCUCUCUUUUUUUUCCCUUUGCUCGUUUGUUUUGUUUCUUAAAUUCCACAUAUGAGUGAAAUCAUAUGGUAUUUGUCUUUCUCUGACUGACUUAUGUCGCUUAAGAAGGGUGGUUGCCAUAAGAAACUCCAUGUUUUUGGGUUUCACUUAUAAGUGAAUGGAGACCCAUUUAGACAGAAUGACUGACUUCAUAAAUGACUUGAGCGAAAGCCAUGGUCAACAUUUUUAUUACAUGGAGGGUGCUGGUUUGCUACUAAUCGACUUUGCUCUUGUGUCUUCCUUCAUAGAUAUAUCAGGUACAUGGAAGCAGGAAACCAAACAGGAAUUUUAGAGUUCAUCCUCCUUGGGUUCUCUGAGGAUCCAGAACUGCAGCCCUUCAUAUCUGGGCUGUUCCUGUCCAUGUUCCUGAUCACUGUGCUCGGGAACCUGCUCAUCAUCCUGGCCAUCUGCUCUGACCCCCACCUCCACACACCCAUGUACUUCUUCCUCUCCAACUUGUCCUUGGUCGACAUCAGUUUCAGCUCCACCAUCGUGCCCAGGAUGCUGGUGAGCAUCCACACAGAGAACAAAGCCAUCUCUUAUAUGGACUGCCUCACUCAGGUCUAUUUUUCCAUGUUUUUUCCUAUCCUGGACACUCUCCUCCUGACCGUGAUGGCCUAUGACCGGUUUGUGGCCAUCUGCCACCCCCUGCACUACAUGGUCAUCAUGAACCCACCCCUCUGUGGCCUGCUGGUUUUUGUUACCUGGUUUAUUGGUGUCAUGACCUCCCUUCUUCAUAUCUUUCUGAUGAUGCAUCUGAGAUUCUGUGGAGAUCUCAAAAUUCCACAUUUCUUCUGUGAACUGACACAGAUUCUCAAGUUGGCCUGCUCUGACACCUUCCUGAACCGCACAUUGAUAUACUUUAUGACUGGUGUGCUAGGUGUUUUUCCCCUUGUCGGGAUCCUUUUCUCCUACUCACGAAUUGCUUCAUCCAUAAGGAAGAUGUCUUCAGCUGGGGGAAGGCAAAAAGCAUUUUCCACCUGUGGGUCUCACCUCUCAGUGGUUUCUUUAUUUUAUGGGACAGGUGUUGGAGUUUACUUCACUUCUGCAGUGACUCGCUCCCCCAAGAAAGUCUCAGUGGCCUCGGUGAUGUACACCGUGGUCACUCCUAUGCUGAACCCCUUCAUCUACAGCCUGAGGAACAAGGAUGUGAAGGGGGCGCUGGGAAGGCUUUUCAGUAGAGUGGCUUCUUGUCUGUGAUGGAUCUGCUGGCCCCAAGACUACGAAAUUUUAUGGAUCCUAAGAGCAAAAACUUUGAUUCUGGAGUUUACUCUUGAAUCUUACACACCUUUCACCCAAUUCUGAAGGAUCAAUGACUUCUCUCUCCUAGUUUUUACAAAUUUUUAAACAACCAAUUUCCUCAUAAUUUAUGUGAUGAUAUUUCUGCCCCAUCUGUUGUCCCAAAGUUAUGUCCUCCACUUUCUUUCUUACUUCCUCACUGGUGAGUUCUAACCUGGAUUUGGAGUGUUAACUUCAGCCUUGUUGUCGGAAAUGUUGAUGGAGAGUGCAGUUGUUCAUAUUAACUUAUUUCUAUGUGUUUUAUUGUGGGUUUGUGUUGUUCAUGUGCAUGUAUUACCAACAGUGUUCUGGAGUU
This is a messenger RNA of Acinonyx jubatus (cheetah), 2125 nucleotides long. RefSeq names its product olfactory receptor 7D2. The coding region runs from base 793 to 1731 and encodes 312 amino acids. Gene Ontology annotation, cellular component: membrane. The record is from RefSeq and is a predicted model, not a curated record. Gene Ontology annotation, biological process: G protein-coupled receptor signaling pathway. NCBI's taxonomy places the organism in Eukaryota, Metazoa, Chordata, Mammalia, Carnivora, Felidae. Gene Ontology annotation, molecular function: G protein-coupled receptor activity; olfactory receptor activity. The transcript has a single exon.